Molecule: messenger RNA, 3359 nt
Organism: Anopheles stephensi (Asian malaria mosquito)
Lineage: Eukaryota; Metazoa; Arthropoda; Insecta; Diptera; Culicidae
Product: venom protease-like
Exons: 3
Coding region: 390-1694 (434 amino acids)
Biological process (GO): proteolysis
Molecular function (GO): serine-type endopeptidase activity
Source: RefSeq, a predicted model, not a curated record
GAAAAACAAUGGCGUGAAGCACUAUCGUAGAAUCAAUAUAAUUGCGAUUUUUUUUUAUUAAUUAUAAGCGAUGUACUGUAGGUGUAGGUCUCUGCAGAGGAUAGACUGGAGACCCCUGUCUAAAAAUAUCAUCCCAUGAUCGUUACACUGACUUUUUUUGCCAAUUUGACUCAAACAUUCCAAGCACAAUGCCGAUAGUAUUUUGCACCAAAUUCCACAAAAAAGUAAACUGAAAAAAAUGAAACCCGCGAGCAAUUCUGACUCGAAUACUUCCACUAAUAAUCACCAAGGUUUUGCGAUGUGCAGACUGUUGCCCAGUUGAAGUUUUGCUACUGCAGCAUAUAGAUCUCGGAUACCACGGCUCAUCCUAAAAAUUGUUAUAAUUUGAAAUGAUCUUCAUUUUUAUAUUGAUUGGAAGCGUGAUUUCCAUGUUUCCUUUCGCCUUUGGACAGAGUGAUAGCUGCCUAACGCCAAACGCACAGAACGGGAUAUGCAUCGUGUACGGGAACUGUGACUUCAUACUACAACUGCUGAUCCGUAACGCUAAUCUACGCGAUCCAACGAUCGAGAAUUAUGUGGUUCAAUCUGUUUGUGGUUAUAGUGAUGUGACACCGAUGGUACGUUUGCUUCGCAUGCACCAUCAUGUCGCGGACGAUGAGAAUUUGAUAUGUUUCUUUUUCUAUCUGCUCAAGGUUUGCUGCCCAACGCUAAUAUUCGCUAAUCAAGGCUCAAAUACAACGGCUAGCUUCACCAACCCUCAAACUGUAGCAACAUCUGCCCCUGGCUUAUUCUUUUUCGCAAGCAUUUCCGGCGGCGCAUCUAGACCCGAUGUUGGUACAGUAGCGCCCAGCAGCAGCAGCAGCAGCACAAUAAGGCUACCCACAAACGAUGCCGAUCUUUGCGGUAUGUCCAAUGCAACGCAUACACGUGUCGUCGGUGGUGUAGAUGCACAGCUAAAUGCGUGGCCGUGGAUGGCAGCAUUGGGCUAUCGAUCGUCAUCCUUCGAGCUAAACACCGGUCCACGCUUUCUGUGCGGUGGUACGCUGAUCACUACCGUACACGUGCUUACCGUGGCGCAUUGCAUUCAGACCGGUCUGUACUUUGUGCGUCUCGGCGAGCAUGAUAUUACGUCGGAUCAGGACGGCGCAAGCCCGGUUGACGUCUACAUCCAGCGUUGGCUGGUGCACGAGCGUUACAAUGAGAAAGCCAUCUACAACGAUAUAGCGCUAAUACUGCUGCAGAAAUCUGUCACCAUUACCGACGCCAUCCGGCCGAUUUGUUUGCCACUGGAAGCGAAACAGCGCACCAAAGAUGUCACCUAUUACGCACCGUUCAUUGCCGGCUGGGGAGCAGUCUCGUUCAACGGUCCUUCGGCUACUAAGCUGCAGGAGGCGCAGGUGGUGGUACUUCCGGCCGACCAGUGUGCCUUCAAUUAUAAGCUGUAUUUUCCCGGGCAGAUCUUUGAUGACACGGUACUGUGUGCUGGGUUCCCCCAAGGGGGCAAAGACUCCUGCCAAGGCGAUAGUGGCGGCCCGCUAAUGUUGCCCGAGCUUUCCUCCAACGGUCAGUACUAUUACUACACCCUGAUCGGACUCGUCUCGUACGGUUACGAAUGUGCACGUGCCGGUUUUCCGGGUGUCUACGUGAAAGUCACGGCCUAUCUUUCCUGGAUCGAAAGCAACAUCAAUUUCUGAGGCACGGAGGUCGAGGAUGGCGUUGUAUCAUUAAUUAACUGCACUGUCCCAACCAAGGCCACCGAUUGCACCGAUUGCUUACGUCAUCUCACCAAGGAUCCGCCCGUCAUGUGCGACGCUACCGUUUCUCCCUUCGACAGCAUACGAACUGUAUCAUCUUUAGAAUUGGUAUUGCAUAGCUUCGCAUCGUCCGGCUUGUUGUUUUCUGCGCGGGCCUUGCGGAUGCGAUCCGCAAACGUCCGACUCCACGAAAACGGAUGCAAAAGUCGCACACAGUCGCGGCACGGUGCGAUGUGCGAUCCAGAACCGGUUGCUAAUGAGAAGACCUGUUUUGUAGCUCGUCCUAUGUUUACCUUCCUCCAUUUCUGCCGCCGAAUAAAAUGUAAAUUCAAGUUUAAGGCGAAUCAUCAAGCCGGUUCCAGUGGCCCUUGAACGGAUCGAGAGGUUGACAAUCUUGGUGUUUUUUUGGUCUGUCCGAUUUUUUUUGUGUGUGUGGCUGCUACAAGCGCUACUACAUUGUGCUGUGUCUGCGCUAUCGAAGAACGGCCUGAGUGCUUGUUGAGUGAUAAAAUUGUCUUCUUUAGUGAUUUGGGUCAAUACAAACAGCUUAAGAAUGGGUGAGCUGAGUAAACGAAAGAGCUGCUUUAUUCUAAUGCCACAUCGGGAAAAAUCCUACCCCGGCAGCAGUUUAUUUGCGUCGGUCAAAAGGUUAUGUAGAAUCUACUUUACUUUCCAUAUUAUUAAAGGCAUUAUAAAAAAUUGCACACGCUUGAAAUUGAAUCCUUCCUGGGGAAAGAUGGCUCCGGAUCAUUAGUCGGGACGAUGGUAAAGGCAGUAUAAUAAAUUGCGCCGUACUUGACAUACAUAGAAACUUUAAAUCGUUUUACAAAUUGAAUCCUUGAAGAUGUACCAAAAACCUUCACAGCUGCUUAAAGCGUUUACGUCGUUUAAAAAGUAAAAUAGUAGUAAUUUUUUUUGACUUAUAGGCUUUGAUGAAUUGCUAUUACAGCUUAACGCAUUAUCAAGGUUAAAUUAAACAUAAUAAACAAUAAAUUCAAUUACAAAACCAAACAAAAUAUAAUUAAAAUCACACGAAAAAUAUGCAUAGUGUAACUGAUGCUUGUUUACAGCUUCCAAGAUCCUCGAAUGUCGAUAACUCGCGACACAUCGGCACAGAAGCGAUCUGUUAAGUAAGAUGUAUAGCACAAGAUUACGGCCUGGUCGGUAAUUCUGCCAACACGAUCGGCAUGUUAAAUGCACGUUUUGGCAGUACACGCUUUGCGCAUUACGAGUGGCAACCUGCUCUCGGAGAUCUUAUCGUGUGCUCAAAGUCAUUUUAUUAAAACCCGCAGCAUCUCGUUCCAUAUGCAUGAACACCGCUGAUGAUGACUAUUAGUGUCCGGCAAAUGCGUUUUAUUGUACAGGCAGAAAGAAAUGUCUCUCAUCAAUACGAAUGGUUAUUUAGCCUAUGGGAAUCUCUUUACUUCAUACUGAUCAUGCGAUACCAAAAGAAAGUGAUGUAGUAAAUUCCCAAGCAAAUGAGUAAUUCAUAGCAUGCUAACGCACGUAGCAGUUCGGAAAAAGGGUAGUGUCUGUUUUGUUUUUUCGCCAUGUCUAAUUCUUCAUAGCAAAAGCUAAUUGAUUUUGCCCACCGAAGGGGAAUCC